AUGAGUGUGAGUGAAGUUAGAACCAUCACUGAGCUCAGCACGCUUUCACCCGAAACGAGGAAGGAAGUCCCAUGCGUCAACAUGAAUAUCCUAUACAAUCCAACCGGCUGCAGUACAACGAGUUUCAUCCGUCCUCAUCUGGGGAGAUCGCGUCAACAUGAAUAUCCUAUACAAUCCAACCGGCUGCAGUACAACGAGUUUCAUCCGUCCUCAUCUGGUCGUCAACAUGAAUAUCCUAUACAAUCCAACCGGCUGCAGUACAACGAGUUUCAUCCGUCCUCAUCUGGUGGGAUCGACCAACGAAUCUCUUAA
Protopolystoma xenopodis is the source of this 312-nucleotide messenger RNA. The record is from the annotation of a GenBank genome assembly. NCBI's taxonomy places the organism in Eukaryota, Metazoa, Platyhelminthes, Monogenea, Polystomatidea, Polystomatidae.